AUGUCCUCAAAAUUGUAUAAUGUAGAAAAACAUCCAUCGUCGCCUGGACUUUUCUCAUUUCCAUCGCAAAACAAACUUCUUUCCUGGUCUGCUAAUUUACACACUCAAAAGAAACUUCAAUUGGAGCAAAGUCAAGAUGGGAAAAUCAAAAAUGGUAACAAUUCAUGUGAAGGAAGCGCGGCUUCCAGAAAAAAUCAGCAAACAGCGCUUGGAUUGACUUGUGUUGUGUGUGGUGAUACCAGUAGUGGAAAGCAUUAUGGAAUAUUAGCAUGUAAUGGAUGUUCAGGAUUUUUCAAGAGAAGUGUGAGAAGAAAAUUAAUUUACAGAUGUCAAGCUGGAACAGGUCGCUGCAUCGUCGAUAAAGCGCAUCGAAAUCAGUGUCAAGCGUGUCGUUUAAAGAAAUGCAUGACGAUGGGAAUGAACAAAGAUGCUGUUCAAAAUGAACGCCAACCCCGGAAUACGGCAACGAUCAAACCGGAAUCAUUGAGAGAAAUGGAUCAGACGAAAGUUCUCCGUGAACACAGCAGUCUUGUGGGAAUUUUCGGUCCACAGUUCACAAACUCGAUGUCGCUUUCAAUGCUUUCCCCACCACGCUACGGGCAUGCGGAUCUUCUGACGCCACCAGCUCUCGCAGCUUCUCAAUUUCUUCAUCAUACUCAACUGAGUGCGAUGCCACAUCAUCAACAUUCACUCGCAAAUGCUUAUUACACUCCAGAUUAUCAACUUCUUUCGUUGAAUAAUUCAUCCAACAAUAAUUCAAUAUCUUCGAACAGUCCAAAUUGUGGACUUUCAUCUACGACAAAAACUGAGGAAAUAAACAACACACAGAAAUCAUCAUCUGUAGGUUCAGCUUCACCAAAUCAUCUUAUUGAAAAUGAUGAUGAUUCCAUUGAGAUUGAAGUGACGACAAAUGAUGGAGAAAACGAAAAUGGCGAUUGUGAGAAAAACAUUAUGGUCCCCAAUUUUGUUAAUCCUUCGUUGUAUGGACAUACACAAGAAACAGUUUAUGAAACGAGCGCUCGUCUGCUUUUCAUGGCUGUUAAAUGGGCAAAGAAUCUUCCAAGUUUUGCUAGUCUUGCCUUCCGUGAUCAAGUGAUUUUGCUUGAAGAAUCAUGGUCAGCUUUAUUCUUGUUAAAUGCCAUACAAUGGUGCUUACCACUUGAACCAUCAAGUUGUUCUUUGUUCUCAGUCUCUGAACAUUGCAGUAACAACAAUAACAAUAAUAACAAUUCAUCGCCUGAAAAUAAACAAGAUAAGAUUGCACAAGAUAUUCGAACACUUCAUGACACACUCUGUCGCUUCAAAUCGAUUCUUGUUGAUCCCGCUGAGUUUGCAUGUCUCAAGGCAAUUGUUUUGUUUCGUUCUGAAGCCAAAGGAUUGAAAGAUGCGACACAAAUUGAAAAUUUACAAGACCAAGCACAGGUGAUGCUUGCUCAACAUUGUCGUGCACAGUUUCCAACGCAAAUUGCUCGUUUUGGUCGCCUGUUGUUGAUGUUACCCCUGCUAAGACUCGUAAACUCAACAAGAAUUGAGUCAAUUUACUUCCAUAAGACCAUCGGCAACACCCAAAUGGAAAAAGUUCUCUGUGAUAUGUAUAAAAAUUGA
This is a messenger RNA of Clunio marinus, 1605 nucleotides long. Lineage: Eukaryota; Metazoa; Arthropoda; Insecta; Diptera; Chironomidae. The record is from the annotation of a GenBank genome assembly.